Messenger RNA from Syzygium oleosum, 892 nucleotides. Its product is annotated as serine/arginine-rich splicing factor SR45a-like. The transcript is spliced from 6 exons. Gene Ontology annotation, molecular function: RNA binding. Gene Ontology annotation, cellular component: spliceosomal complex. The coding region runs from base 1 to 696 and encodes 231 amino acids. NCBI's taxonomy places the organism in Eukaryota, Viridiplantae, Streptophyta, Magnoliopsida, Myrtales, Myrtaceae. The record is from RefSeq and is a predicted model, not a curated record. Gene Ontology annotation, biological process: positive regulation of mRNA splicing, via spliceosome.
AUGCCAUACAAACGGAGACAAAAGUCUCCUUCUCCUCGCGACUCCGCCUCACCCGUCAGAGGCCGUCGGUCCAAAUCAAGAUCGCUGUCAAGAUCUAGGGAUUCAGCUUCACCCGUUAGAGGCCGUCGGUCUAGGUCAAGGUCAAGGUCGUUGUCAAGAUCAAGGAGAAGCCGCUCGAGGAGCCAAGAGUAUGAAGGUGAUGGCAAUCCAGGGAAUAACUUGUAUGUGACGGGUUUAUCAACCAGGGUUACUACAAGUGAUCUCGAAAAAUAUUUUAGUAAAGAAGGCAAGGUUUUGGAGUGCCAGUUGGUUACUGACCCUCGCACCAAAGACUCUCGUGGAUUUGGUUUUGUCACCAUGGAAACCAACAAGGAUGCAGAGCGCUGUAUAAAGUAUCUAAACCAGUCUGUUUUUGAAGGCCGACUGAUCACUGUGGAGAAGGCAAAAAGGAAGCGUGGGAGGACACCAACUCCUGGAAGGUAUCUUGGAUUGAAAGAAAAACGAGGCCGUGGUGGUAGAAGAUCCCGCAGCUAUUCUCCACGCCGACGGCGCGACGAUGAUUACUAUCCAAGGGACCGGCGAGGAAGAUCCCGCUCUCCUUAUGGUAGGAGAGAGAGGGACAAGGAACAUCCGGACUCGUCCAAGAGACGCAGGGAGCGCUCCUUAUCAAGAGACAGUGGCGGAUAUUCUAGAUAAGUGUGGUAUUGUCUGAUUGAAGUCCCUUCUACCCGGGACGCGGAAAAAUAGGUUGACAUGUGAAGUAUGGAAUCUCUAAACCUUUUGCAUAUCAGUUGCUGUUUCUCAGUAGUCUUUGUAUCUUGAUGCAGUCUGCGACUCUUCUUAGUCAGGAUGUUCAUGGUAGAAUUCAAUUCACUCGUUUCUCAUCGAUCAA